AUGUCUGAAGGGACUCUUGCCUCCGCAGUCGCCGUUCCUGAACAGGAUACUCUACGUCAAUCUCCCGAACUCCUCGCAAAGCGGCGCAAGUCCUCCGUCACCGAGCACGAACCUAAGCGUCGCCGGCUAAGCACCCAAGAUGAGGGUUCUCCGCAAUCCCAACCCCGACGCCUGUCAUCACCUGCACCGGAAUCCGAGCAGCCCACGGAAAAGAGACCUGCCCGCCGGGGGCGCGAAGAUGAGCGCAAGCGUGGGCAGCGACUAUUCGGCGGGCUGCUGGGGACUCUCUCCCAGAGCUCAAACUCGGCGGCGCAGAAGCGGCGCGCGGAUAUUGAAAAGAGGCAGCAAGACAAAUUGAAGUCGCGGGAUGAUGAAUACGAUGGACUGAAGAAGCGUCGUAAGGAGCGACGAGAUGCGAUUCGAAGGAAAGAGAUGCCGUUCUAUGAACGAGAGGCUAUGCAAACACGUCAUUCGAAUUUAGUGGCUACAGCACGAUUCCUGAAGACACGGACAGAACCUGCAUUGUACUACAAGCCAUGGCAAUUAAGACCCGGCGAUGAAGCAGUGAUCCGGGAACAGAUAGAGGAUGCCGAAGCAACAGUCGCUCGCGAGGUUGCCGAUUUCGAAGCCCGAUACCCGCCCGAAGCUUUUAUGCGCCAGGAGCUAGAGCCAGCACCUACAGAAGAACAACCGAAGCAACAAGACACAUCCAAACAUCAGCCCGAGUCAAGUUCGAACCAACCCUCGGCACCGGAACCGCAGGCUGAACCAAAGGAAGCUCAAGAGGCAAUGAAUACGGCGGGUGCACAGUCUAACAAUCGGCAAAGCUCAGAACCAGCUAAAAACGAUGCGCCUACCGACGGGACCGACGCGGCUGCUCAUGAGCAGUCGGAUGCCCAUCAUGACGACGGGGGUGAAGUAGUGGAGGAUAAUGAGGAUACUGUGAUAUAUUAG
Messenger RNA from Penicillium cinerascens, 954 nucleotides. RefSeq names its product pinin family protein. Bases 1 to 954 code for a protein of 317 amino acids. NCBI's taxonomy places the organism in Eukaryota, Fungi, Ascomycota, Eurotiomycetes, Eurotiales, Aspergillaceae. The transcript is spliced from 4 exons. Gene Ontology annotation, cellular component: catalytic step 2 spliceosome. The record is from RefSeq and is a predicted model, not a curated record.